Molecule: messenger RNA, 3898 nt
Organism: Onychostoma macrolepis
Lineage: Eukaryota; Metazoa; Chordata; Actinopteri; Cypriniformes; Cyprinidae
Product: adhesion G-protein coupled receptor F1-like
Exons: 20
Coding region: 19-3474 (1151 amino acids)
Biological process (GO): cell surface receptor signaling pathway; G protein-coupled receptor signaling pathway
Cellular component (GO): membrane
Molecular function (GO): calcium ion binding; G protein-coupled receptor activity
Source: RefSeq, a predicted model, not a curated record
UCCAACUGCAGAAAUAAAAUGGGAAGUUACAAUUGCUCAUGUCUGGAUGGAUUCACUGCAACAAACUCAAGUCUCUCCAUCAGCAUCAAUAACACAUGUAGAGAUAUAAAGGAAUGUCUGUUCAGCUCAUCUGUAUGUGGUCCAAAUUCCAACUGCACAAAUGAAAUGGGAAGUUACAAUUGCUCAUGUCUGGAUGGAUUCACUGCAACAAACUCAAGUCUCCCCAUCAGCAUCAAUAACACAUGUAGAGCAGUACCAUCAUCAACACCACCACCAAUAACAAUACCAUCAACACCUCCAACGACAAGAAGAAACACAACAACAGUUCCAACAGUACCAUCAUCAUCACCACCACCAAUAACACCAACAUCAACACCUCCAACAACAACAGAUAUAAAUGAAUGUCUGUUCAGUCCAUUUGUAUGUGGUCCAAAUUCCAACUGCACAAAUGAAAUGGGAAGUUACAAUUGCUCAUGUCUGGAUGGAUUCACUGCAACAAACUCAAGUCUCUCCAUCAGCAUCAAUAACACAUGUAGAGCAGUACCAUCAUCAACACCACCACCAAUAACAAUACCAUCAACACCUCCAACAACAAGAAGAAACACAACAACAGUUCCAACAGUACCAUCAUCAUCACCAUCACCACCACCAAUAACACCAACAUCAACACUUCCAACAACAACAGUUAUUGGAAUGCUAAUGAAAAUAGUUAGGACUUAUGACACCAGUCUUGCUGACCCUAGUAACAACAAUUACAAAGAUUUAUCUGGACGAAUUGCGUCAACAAUUGACACAAGUUAUUCUAAUAAGCUAACUGGCUACAUUAUUGGUUCCACAAGCAUCUUGAGAUUCAGGCCUGGUAGUGUUUUAGCAGACUACACAAUAAGGGCAACAUCCAACAGCCUUGAUUUUGGAGCAGCAAACACACAGAUUUCUGACUCUCUAAGGGCACAAGGAAUAGUUUUAGCUGAAUAUGCUUUUGCUCAAAGUGAUCAAACAAACUUCAUAAGUGAUCAGUUAUAUCCUCUGCAAAAGGUGGACCUGAACUGUAAACAGCCAGACUUUGCAAAGGGACAAAUAAAAUGGACAGUGGAUAAUGAAGAUCCUGCACUAGACAACACAAAAUACUUACUUUCAAACAGCAACAGAACUCUCACUGUGAAAAGUGCUAGUGAAAGUGACAGUGGUCGAUAUUCAUGCAUCAUACAAAGGAAUACAAUACCAUACAUUCAGUGGCAAAACAUUGUUAUUAAACAACGUCCCAGUAUCAUUGUGGGUGAAAAAUACCGUGUUUUUCCAUGUGAUGGCAGCAGUUUCCAACUGAAAUGUUCUGUUGAUGUUGGCUACAAUAUUGAAUGGGUCGUGGGUGGAAAAGUACUAAUUUCAGGGUCUGACAGUAUCACAUUAAACUAUGCUACUCAGAAGGGAAAUUGUACAGAGGAAGCCUUUACAUGUCGUCUCAAGGAUCUGCCACAACUACAGGAUUACAGUUACAGCUAUGGCAGCGUCACAGUUAGGACAAGCACGGAAAAUUAUGACUGUCGAAAUGAAGAACUUGGAGUUGGUAAAACAAAUGAUGUGAUGACAGGAGUCUGUGGAACAGGCUUGAAAGGCACCAUAACUUACAAAUGUGAAUCAAAUGUUUGGAAACCAGUAGAGGACAACUGUGUACUUGAAGAUAUCGACAACCUUCAAAAACAACUUGAGUCCUUGACUGUGGAGGGGAUUCCAGGGUUUAUGGCUAACCUCAGUAUUGCCACAUCAGAGAAUAAUAUUAAUAUAACCCAGUCUGUUGCUACUGUCAAAGCAAUUGUUGGUAUACUCUUUAAAAUUGCUGACUUGUCACAAACUACUACCAUCAAUAAUCCUGUUAUGGGGAAUUUCCUAAAAACAGUGGACAUUAUCGUAUCCGGUAAUGUCAGUGAUACAUGGAACAAACUGAACAAAGGCAACAACACAGAAAACACCAGCAAUACACUUCUGAGCGCUAUUGAGAAUAUAAGUGACCGUCUCACAGAUGAGUUUGCGAUUAAAGAAACAUCCAUUCAGCUGAAUAGAACUACAAUUAAAAACUCAUUCAAUAUAACAUCAGUGCUGCCAAACUCAGCUACAGAGAUUGUGAUACCACAGGUUCCUCAGGCGACUAUCAUAACCAUCAUAAUCUUCACAACUCUUGACAAUGUCCUGCCUUCUCAAGGUACUAAUGACAGCAGGAAAUCAGAUGUCCGCAUCAAUGGAGAUGUGGUUGUUGUUAAGGUUAAUGAAACGCUUAACAACAUUUCUUUUACAUUUGACAUUACUAAUCAGUCUUUGGGAAAUCCUCAGUGUGUCUUUUGGAACUUUAGUCUCAACACAUGGGAUUCCACUGGAUGUGAAGUAAAGCGGAACAACACUGGCAAGAUUACAUGUGAAUGCAACCACACAACCUCUUUUUCAAUCCUAAUGUCACCGUUUUCCAUUGAUUCCAAUUCCAAUUAUCGCAUGGCCUUAGCCUAUAUAACUUACAUUGGUGUAGCUAUUUCGAUGGCCAGCUUGAUUAUAUGCCUGAUUAUUGAGAUUAUUGUGUGGAAGUCAGUAAGAAGAAAUGACACAUCCUACAUGCGACAUGUCUCUAUAGUCAACAUCGCUGUGUCCCUGCUGAUCGCAAACAUCUGUUUUAUCAUUGGAGCUGCAAUCGCAGAACAAGAGCAGCCAACCUCAGUGGGUCGUUGCAGUCCAGCUGUUUUCUUCAUGCAUUUUUUUUACCUGGCUCUUUUCUUCUGGAUGUUAAUGUCAGCGCUGUUGCUCUUUUACCGUACAGUCAUGGUCUUGUCUCAAAUGUCAAGGGCUAAAAUGAUGGUCAUUGCCUUCACAGUCGGUUAUGGUGCACCUUUGCUCAUAGCGGUCAUUACUGUUGCAUCAACAGCUGGACCUCAAAAUUAUAUUUCCAAAAGAAAUGCAUGCUGGCUGAACUGGAAUGAGUCAAAGGCCCUGCUGGCAUUUGUGAUUCCAGCUCUCACUAUUGUAGCCAUAAACCUUGUGGUUUUGACUGUGGUUCUAUACAAGAUGUUGAGGAGAGGAGUUGCUGCUGCAACUCAACCAGAUGAGAAACAUGCUCUGGUGGUCAUUGCCAGAUGUGUGGCCUUUUUGACUCCUAUCUUUGGUCUAACAUGGGGAUUUGGAAUUGGAACCAUGGUGUCACAGGAAUUAGGCAUUCAUGUAGUGUUUGCACUCCUCAAUUCACUGCAGGGAUUCUUUAUCUUGGUGUUUGGAACGCUUUUAGACAGCAAGGUUCGUGAGUCACUACAAGGAAAACAGUUUCUACAGAAACUCACUUCCAGCCAUACCAAUAGCACCAGUGCUGGAACAUCAUCCACACCUGGACUGACUGUCUUUCAAAGGAUGCGACAGAGGAAUGUGUACAAUGUGUCUGAAGCCAACAAUACAGCAGUUACAGACCGCUCCAACAGCUCAUAUUCUGUUACGAACAGUUAAAAGACACUCCAAAGGCAGUACUUUCUGUUACUAUUUUAAGGGAGGAAAUGUUCUGAGAUGAUUUGUCUAAAAAAUAAGGUAUCAAAAUGACUUUUUACUUGAUUGUGUAAUAUACUGUGAAUGCAGUAAGGACUUUUAUUUAAACUUGAAAAAUUGGGGUAAUUUUCACAACUCGAGUACUCUUUCUUUGUUUGUGACAUUGACUUUUUUUUAUAUCAGACAUUCUAAAUGUGUAAGGUGCUGUUUGUCAGUAGGUUUAAUUACAUCCUGUUUUUCUGCUCAGUUAUGAUAAAUUCCAAAUGUUUCUAAACAAUAAUUACCAAUAUAAUAACCAAUAAUCACCAAUAAUUAAUUACUUCAUAUUGUAUUUAAGUAGUUAUCUUGAGCAACUCAUUUUAUACUAAUAAACACAAAUUAAAAUGUU